AUGGGAGGAGGAUUUCGAGUUUUGCAUCUGGUGAGGCCGUUCUUGGCUUUUCUGCCGGAGGUACAGAGUGCUGACAGGAAGGUGCCUUUCAGAGAGAAGGUCAUCUACACUGUGAUCUCGCUCUUCAUCUUUCUUGUCUGCAGUCAGCUUCCUCUCUAUGGAAUUCACUCAACGACGGGUGCGGAUCCAUUCUAUUGGAUGCGUGUCAUUCUUGCAUCGAACCGUGGGACCGUGAUGGAGCUGGGUAUUACUCCCAUUGUCACGUCUGGUCUCGUGAUGCAACUCUUGGCAGGUUCAAAGAUCAUUGAGGUCGACAACAAUGUCCGUGAGGACCGUGCCCUCUUGAAUGGUGCUCAGAAGCUUCUUGGUAUUCUGAUUGCCAUCGGUGAGGCUGUUGCUUACGUUCUUUCUGGAAUGUAUGGCCCCGUUGGACAGCUUGGUGUUGGAAAUGCCAUUCUCAUCAUCCUCCAGCUUUUCUUUGCCGGAAUCAUUGUUAUCUGCCUUGACGAGCUCCUUCAGAAGGGAUAUGGUCUCGGCUCAGGAAUCUCCCUUUUCAUUGCCACCAACAUCUGUGAGAGCAUUAUCUGGAAAGCAUUUAGCCCAACGACCAUCAACACUGGACGUGGAGCUGAGUUUGAAGGUGCUGUUAUUGCAUUGUUCCAUAUGCUGAUAACUAAGUCCAACAAGGUCGCGGCUCUCCGCCAAGCUUUCUACCGGCAGAACCUUCCGAAUGUUACCAACUUGCUUGCCACAGUCUUGAUCUUCCUGAUUGUGAUCUACUUCCAAGGGUUCCGUGUGGUUUUGCCUGUGAGAUCAAAGAAUGCCCGUGGGCAACAGGGUUCUUACCCAAUCAAGCUGUUCUACACAUCCAACAUGCCCAUCAUUCUCCAAUCCGCUCUCGUCUCGAAUCUUUACUUCAUCUCUCAGCUUCUCUACAGGAAGUUCAGUGGAAACUUCUUUGUAAACCUUUUGGGACAAUGGAAAGAAUCUGAGUACAGUGGGCAGUCUAUUCCUGUUAGUGGUCUGGCUUACCUCAUCACAGCUCCAGCAAGCUUCUCGGAUAUGGCAGCUCACCCGUUCCAUGCUCUGUUCUACAUUGUCUUCAUGCUCACUGCUUGUGCUCUUUUCUCAAAGACAUGGAUUGAAGUCUCGGGAUCUUCUGCUAGGGACGUAGCUAAGCAGCUCAAGGAACAACAAAUGGUGAUGCCUGGACACAGAGAGUCGAACUUACAGAAGGAACUGAACAGGUACAUCCCAACAGCAGCAGCUUUCGGAGGAGUGUGUAUUGGUGCACUCACCGUCCUGGCUGAUUUCAUGGGAGCCAUUGGAUCUGGGACUGGAAUCCUCUUGGCGGUCACAAUCAUAUAUCAGUACUUCGAGACCUUUGAGAAGGAGAAAGCAAGUGAACUCGGCUUCUUCGGGUUCUAA
Molecule: messenger RNA, 1428 nt
Organism: Thlaspi arvense
Lineage: Eukaryota; Viridiplantae; Streptophyta; Magnoliopsida; Brassicales; Brassicaceae
Source: the annotation of a GenBank genome assembly